AUGGCGACUACACCAGGCGAACCCAAGGACGGUAAAGCCUUCUAUGGGUACUUAUUUUCCAAGGCAAAACCGAUCCCUGUCCCAACGCCGGUCUUCGAUGCGUUCCUGAGAGCUGUUGCGCUACAUAUAAUAAACGAACUCGGCGACAAAAAUGAACCGCACUUGACGCCUGCUAAGUUAGCAACUUUCUACAAAACUGGUGGCCAUGACUGGGACUCGUUUUUUGUCGACAUGCCUCACUCCGGCCUCUCGGUUGUCUACCAAGGCCUAGGAUGCCAGCACGCCCUUCUUCCCAGCCCAGAUGACUUUGCCCCGCCGUCGAUUCCGGCAUUGACGGUCAAGGGAUUUGUGCACUGGCAGGCGAUUCAAACUCUGCUGGGCCCGCAGGAGCAGAUGCCAGUGUUGCAGUAUGCUGCCGCUCAUUGGGCUCUGAAGCAUCCGGACACCGGAACCCCUUUACCGGCAGAUCUCCCGAAGGACGCGUUUCCAUCCGAGGUUGAUGCCGAUACAGACCGGUGGUAUCAAGAGUGCGCCCGCAAGUCUCGCGUUGAGGCCGAUGCCGCAGAGGAACAACCAAAGGCGCCGAAGGAGACUCCGAAGCCCGAGGCUACCGACCGAAAGGUCCCUUAUUCCCACGUGCGAGUUAAACCUCAGGCUACACCACCUCGGGACUAUUUCACUUCUCGUCCGGUCAAUGUCACUUACGUUCAAGUUCCAUCUCCUCGCCCGACACCCGCCAGACUAUCUCCGGAACGGGAUCGAGUUCGGGAACAUUUUGUCCGUCACCCGGCGACCGCGACAGAGCCAGCAUCAUCUCACCGCCGGCGAAGUUUCUCCGACUACCCGGAAUCCCCGCAGAACUCACGUCCCAUUAGAAUACCCCGAGCUGUUCCUAAUCGCAAGCCACACCCCCGCCGGCACAGCCAUCCGCGAGACUACAGCAGCAGUUCCGAGUCAGACGAUGGCUCGGUUAGCCCACGUAGCACGCCGCGACGUCUCAACCGGUCGAAAGAGCCGCCUCCUAUUUCUAUCCGUCGUGUCUAUACCGGCAGCUCUGAAGACACGCCACGCGUGGUCCGGGCCACGAUGGCUUCCCCGCCGAUCCCACCGUCCCAUAUCCACACCCCUCGGCGUCCAGAAAGUGGCCGUAGCGCUACAGUUCAUGCGGACAGCAAACGUCACAGCGCCCUAUUCGAUAUCAAGGAGAAAAUCAGCAACUUCAUCAACCCAGUGAGCGUACCGAGUGCUCAGGGAAGGGCUCGCAGCGUAAGCGGGCCGCGCGGGCGCCGAGACGGUCCGGGGGGAUUGCGGAGGGACUCACGAGACGACGUGCUGCCCAACUCGAGACUCAGCCGAUCAUGGUCUGAGAUUGACACUGACGAUACCGACCUAGAGGAGGAAAGGAGGCGGUCGAGCAGGAGGAAUUCACGGGAGAUUCGGUCCUCUCAUCGUGAAAAGGAGCGAGAAAGGGACCGAGAAAGAGAGAGGGAGAGGGUUCGAGAGAGAGAUAGGGCUCGGGCGGCUCGAGAUCGGGAUCGGGAUCGGGACCGAGACCGUGAACACGAGCGAGACCGAGACAGCGAUCGUCUCCGUGACCGUGACCAUGACAAAAUCCGCAGUGACCGGGCCGUCCUGCGCGAGCGCGAACGCCCCCAUAGCGACAACGACCACCGCCGCGAGCGGCGCCGCGAGACCGACCGAGACAGAGAGCGUGGCCACGACCCCAUCAGGGACCGUAUUGUCCCGGAACCUAGCCCCGCCGCGUCCGCCGCCGCGUCCGCAUUGCACCGAGAAGCCUCGGCGGCCACGGUCCCCACCACUGUCACCUCUCCUCCUAGCAGACGGCGCGGCAACUCCGAAGAGGACCUUUCCCCGAAGCGGCCCCAAUGGAGCCGCGGUCCAUACCUCAGCACCACUCUCGACGGUGGUCCUUACCGUCGGACGAGUAGCCAUGCGGACUUGGACAGAAUUGAUGGUCGGCGACGGGAAUGGGAUCGAGCAGAUCGGGAUCGGGAGAUUGCGGCUAGGGACCGGGAGAGGGAGAGAGACCGCGACUUACGGGAGCGUGAGCGCGAUCGAGAACGGGACCGAGACCGGGAUCGAGAGCGACUCCGUGAUCGGGAUCGGGAUCGGGAACGUGAGAGAGACCGGGACAGGGACAGGGACAGGGACAGAGACAGGGAGAGAGAUCGGGAUCGGCUCCGAGAUGAUGGUUCGGAGCGGUGGAGGAGAGUAGUGGAUGAACGUGUGCCGAGAGAACGAGAUCGGGACCGGGACCGGGACCGUGAAAGGGAUAGGGAUCGUGAGAGGGUGCCCAGCCCGGCUAUGUCCGGGGCCGGGUCAUCCGUCACGGGUGUGACUGGGAGGAAAUAUCCCGAGGCUCUUCCGGCGUGGGCGGGAAGGGAUUGA
This is a messenger RNA of Dichotomopilus funicola, 2409 nucleotides long. RefSeq lists its product as uncharacterized. The record is from RefSeq and is a predicted model, not a curated record. The coding region runs from base 1 to 2409 and encodes 802 amino acids. The transcript has 3 exons. NCBI's taxonomy places the organism in Eukaryota, Fungi, Ascomycota, Sordariomycetes, Sordariales, Chaetomiaceae.